AUGGCGGCUGGAGACAGUCUUCCGGCUCUGUUGGUGUUAACUCUAGUCGAGGCCUACUUCUUGCAGCGCGCCGUGUUUGUAGAGCAGACUUUUCAGACGGUGCUGCUCUGGAGUCUCGGUGUCAAUGUUCUAGGCAAAGGGUUGUAUAGUCUGGUCAUCUGGCCUUUCUAUUUGAAUCCUCUGCGUCAUUUGCCCACGAUUCCGGGCCUCCGCAGUCAUGCCAAAAUGAUCUUUGACUCUCCUCGUGGCCGUCUGCCCUUGGACUGGAUGAGGACCGUCCCUAACGAAGGUGUUAUCCACCUGCGCGACAUGAUCGGCCAGAGUUAUUUGAUCGCGACAAAUCAUCAAGCGCUUCUUGAUAUAAUGAGUACGCAUACGUACGAUUUCGAGAAGCCGUGGCGCGCGCGGAACUUUCUUGCCCGCAUUCUUGGAUUUGGCUUGAUUCUGUCCGAGGGGGCUGCGCACAAGAAGCAGCGGAAGGCAUUGACUCCGGCAUUCAACAUCAAGAACAUCCGGGCAAUGUAUUCGCUCAUGUGGGAGAAGACGAACCAGCUCUUGGUAGAGAUGGAGAAGGAGCUGCAGAUGAACCCGAUGGAUGGGACUGACCCGGAAGAAGGGGUGGGCAAGUUGGAGAUGUGUGUCUGGGGAAGCCGUCUAACCCUGGACAUUAUCGGUCCCGCUGCCAUGGGCCGAGACUUUCGCUCCCUGCAGAACAGCGAUAAUCCCGUCGCCGAGAGCUUCCUUCGUAUUCUGGAGCCCACGAAAGAGAAGAUGGCCUUUUUGGCCAUGAACUUUGCUCUGCCUCAGUGGAUCGCUCGGCGUGUGCCCUGGCGCUUGAACCAUGUCAUUGAUACCGAGACGGGAUUCUUGCGCAGUCUCUGCAACGAUAUUGUUCGCGAGAAGCGGGAGAUGUUAACCGUGUCCAAGGCGUCCGUAGAGGAUCUGGAGGCGGAUAUUCUGGGGACGAUGAUGCUGGGUGGUGACUUUAGUGACAAUGAAUUGGUCGACCAGAUGUUGACUUUUCUUGCGGCCGGGCAUGAAACAACCGCUUCCGCCUUGACGUGGGCAUGUUAUCUCCUCACUCUCCACCCACACAUUCAAACCCGCCUUCGAGCCGAGAUUCGCUCCAAAAUCCCCUCUGCCAAUUCACCCAUCACCCAUACCGACCUUGAAUUGCUCCCAUUACUCAACGGCGUCUGCCAGGAAGUCCUUCGUCUCUUCCCCACCGUUCCCGUCACCAUCCGUGAAGCUAUUCGCAACACCACAGUCGCGGGCAAGCACGUGCCGAAAGGAACACGGCUCAUCCUCUGCCCUUACGCCAUCAACCGCGCGCCAACUUUCUGGGGCGAGGAUGGAGACCGGUUUGUGCCCGAGCGAUGGAUCGACACCGACAAGGGGGGUCACCCAGUCCCCAAUAACAACGGCGGUGCAUCCACCAACUUUGCGCAGAUUACUUUUCUGCAUGGCCCGCGGGCAUGUAUUGGGAAGGACUUUGCCCGGGCAGAGCUGCGGUGUGCAGUGGCCGGGGUGGUGGGGAGAUUUGCGUUUGAGAUGCAGGAUCCGAAGCAGGAGAUUCAUAUCGCGGGUGCUGUGACGACGAAGCCGGUGGAGGGGAUGCAUUUGAAGAUGAGGAGGGUGGAGGGGUGGUGA
Molecule: messenger RNA, 1650 nt
Organism: Penicillium oxalicum
Lineage: Eukaryota; Fungi; Ascomycota; Eurotiomycetes; Eurotiales; Aspergillaceae
Product: cytochrome P450
Exons: 4
Coding region: 1-1650 (549 amino acids)
Molecular function (GO): oxidoreductase activity, acting on paired donors, with incorporation or reduction of molecular oxygen; iron ion binding; monooxygenase activity
Source: RefSeq, a predicted model, not a curated record